This is a messenger RNA of Fusarium oxysporum Fo47, 394 nucleotides long. RefSeq lists its product as uncharacterized. The record is from RefSeq and is a predicted model, not a curated record. Bases 105 to 314 code for a protein of 69 amino acids. The transcript has 2 exons. Lineage: Eukaryota; Fungi; Ascomycota; Sordariomycetes; Hypocreales; Nectriaceae.
GUUAGAUAAUCAUCUUUGCCUUUUGCAUUAAAACCACUUCUCUUUUUCCUCACACCUGUGUUCUUCAUCAACAAUCAUAAUCACCUUUCCUCGAACACCUCAUCAUGCCUGAAUCUGACAAGCCUCGUCAGUCGGUCAAGCGUCAGCUCAAACCCGCUCCCCAACGCCCUGGCCAAGAUGUGCAUUGUCCACGAUUCAAAUCAGAGGUCCACUUUGUGAUUCCGGGAUCGAUGCCAGAAAUCGAAAUUCUUCGCAUUCGAACCACGGAUGUUUCUCAGCCUUUCCUGGACCCAAAUUCGAUGCAACAGUCAUGAUGCCUUUUAUUACAGGAGAUGCGUUAUUCAAACUUGGCUGAUACAUAAUUGAUACCCUCUUACAAAUCUGAAAGCGUAUG